Didymella exigua CBS 183.55 is the source of this 861-nucleotide messenger RNA. RefSeq names its product citrinin biosynthesis oxidoreductase CtnB. Lineage: Eukaryota; Fungi; Ascomycota; Dothideomycetes; Pleosporales; Didymellaceae. The record is from RefSeq and is a predicted model, not a curated record. Gene Ontology annotation, cellular component: cytoplasm; nucleus. The transcript has a single exon. Bases 1 to 861 code for a protein of 286 amino acids. Gene Ontology annotation, biological process: secondary metabolite biosynthetic process.
AUGCCUUCGAAGGACCCACCGGUUGUUUCUAGGAUCCACGCCACAAAACCAGACACCAAAGCACUGCCCCGGAUACUCUGCCUACAUGGCGGCGGUGUCAAUGCAGCGAUCUUCGAAGCGCAGUCGCGAUCACUCAUUAGGCACUUACAACACUCUUUCCGUCUUGUAUGGGCAGAUGCACCUUUCUUCUGCGAUCCCCACGCGGACGUCAUCGAUGUCUAUGGUUCAUACGCGCCUUUCCGCCGAUGGCUCAGAUGGCUUCCAGAGCAUCCUGAGAUUGAUGCCGAGAGCUGUAUAGAAGAGAUGGGUUACGCCAUACGGACCACGAUGGAAGAUGACGAUCGAGCAGGAGCCACAGGAGAGUGGGUGGGGCUGAUGGGCUUCAGUCAGGGUGCGAAGUUGUCCGCAAGCAUAUUGCUCGAGCAACAAGCGAGAGAGGAAAAGGCGAGGAGAGAAGGACGGAGUAUCGACGUUGGCCUAAUAAAGAUUCCGGGCCUGCACUGGAGAUUUGGGAUCCUGCUUGCAGGCAGAGCGCCGCUCAGCAACCUGAACCCAGACGUUCUGACUAGCCCAGCAUUGGUGGGCGCUGGUGACUUGUCAGAGGGGUUCCAAUUUUGCAAAGAGGUGAAGGACGACACAGUGUUGAGGAUGCCUGCGCUACAUGUACACGGGAUGGCUGAUGCAGGGCUGCACUUGCACAGGAAAUUACUGCAUGAGUACUGUUCCAAAGACGCUGCAACACUGGUAGAGUGGGAGGGCGCGCAUCGAAUACCUCUCAAAAGCAAGGAUGUGGACAGGGUCGUUGGCGCCAUAUAUGAUAUUGCGGAGAAGACGGGAGUUGAAGUGACUAGGACAGUAUAG